This is a messenger RNA of Homalodisca vitripennis (glassy-winged sharpshooter), 2205 nucleotides long. RefSeq lists its product as uncharacterized. The record is from RefSeq and is a predicted model, not a curated record. The annotation marks the transcript as partial. Lineage: Eukaryota; Metazoa; Arthropoda; Insecta; Hemiptera; Cicadellidae. The transcript is spliced from 3 exons.
UUUGUGUCCAAGAUACCGAGGCUCUCCAAGACAUACGACUUUGUGAGUCAUGCAGUUUGUCAGGAUCUGCAUGCUUUCUCCAUUGGAGCCAAACCAACUUUCUCUCUAAAGGAGAUACAUGUUCCUGCCGAUUCAGGUGAUGAGUGGUAUCGUUCCCUCUGCGUCCAGGAGUCAGUUGCUGGGGUGUCCACACAGAAGCUCCUAGACUUUGGUAACAUAUUCACUGUUCCAACUACUGAUAUCCGCCAAAUGCUUCCAGAGUUCCUCAACUUUCCGGCAUUGGGGCUUGCAUGUGAAAUCAAAGGAUUACCAUCUGAGCUGAGCCCUGAACAGAAAGCGAAAUUAAAGAGCCUGUUGGCUGUAGAUGGAACAAUGAAGGUGACUUUUGAAUCUGAGGAAGGAGACUAUUACAACAUCAACAUCCCAGCACUCACCACUUCUUUACUGAGUUAAUAUGUACUAUAAACUUACUACCUCCCCUCACUAACUGUACAAUAGCCUUACUAUGUUCCUUUGUAAACUGCCCAAUAGUCUGGACCUCCUCUCCUGUGAAUUAAGAUCUUAAAAGUGCUGCUUUAAGUAACAGUUCCUAAUCCUACAAAAUCCAGUUUUCUUUGGGAAAUUAUUCAUUAUCAUGUUAAAUCUAUUCUAAUAUUGACUGAAAUAACUCUUUUGAGUUUACUACAACCAGUCUCUUACAGACAAAUCUGUAUAAUACCACUCAUUCAUUAUUCUUAUAAUCUAUCUGAUAAUGAUACAGAAUCACAAACAACUAUGUAUUUCCUUAUUUAAGAAUAUUGUGAACAGAAGUUUCACUUUAUGACUGACUUUUUUUUGCAGUAAUGACAAGUAUUAGUGCAUUCGUCAAACAGUUUGUAAUUCUUAUUAAAUUUGUCAAAUUGGUAUUUUAUUUAAUUUCUGAAAUAUUUUAUAAAACUGAAUAGAAAACAUCCAUAUAUGUGCCUUAUGGUUAUAUUAUGUUUUCACGUCUUUGUUCUUGUAUAUAUUUUAAUUACUAAAUGAGUAAACAAGAUCAUACCGCUUUUGAUCUGAUCUUUUUUAUAUUGUGUUAACUAUUACUCUUAACCACAGUGAACUUUUGAUUUAGACUAAGAAAUUAUUAAUAUUUUGUACAUUUAGAUUGUAUUGUAAUUAUGAGAGUCUAUAAGUGUUUUAUUAAGAAUUGUUCAUUUAUUUCUCAAAACUUUGUAAAUAGUUCAAUAAGGUUCUGUUACGAGGCGUGUUUUUUUAAGUAAGUACUGUUAUUAAAUGUAUAUAUAAAACAACCAAACUUAUUGUCACAAUUUUUUUGUGAAAGCCCAUACAUCUGCAUAAUUGCCACCUAUAUUACUUAUCACAUCAUAAAACAACUUUGAUUUACUGUUGUUGUAGAAUUUAUCUGAUUUAACAGCGAUUGCAACACAAUCGUAUUGUUUUCAUCGCAGUGCUGACCUUCAAAAUGCUUCUUCAGUUGCAAAGACACGUGGUAGUUAUUGGGCUCUAGAUUAGAGCUGUAUGGAGGAAAAUUAUCAAACUGUUCCUUGCCAAAUGUUGUGGUGAAGUCUUCAGUUAGUUUUUAGUCAUUAUCUUGCAACAGAACAAUCCUUUCGACAGUUUAAACAUUUAAUAAUGCAGAACACAUCUUGAGACAAGAAAAUCUUCUGGUAAUCAAGAAAUUUUGAAACGUCUGUUUAUUUUCACUCUUUUAUUUACCUCUGCACCAAAUCUCCAGUGAUCACUGAGGAUCCACCUCAUUCCUCUUCAUGAACAUUCUUUUGACUAUCUUUUAGGGCUCUACCCAUUUCUGUCCCCUUCCAUCAUUCAUCUUUUGUCCAUACAGGUUACAAUUCUGAUAGUGAAUUUCAACUAUUUUCAUGCCUUUAUCACUAAGAAAACAAAUAACAGCGGGUAUUUCACAAUCAGUGGGAUUCUCAAUCAACAGAGGGAUUUGAAUUGCUUAUAUACAUGAUUCAUUUUUGCUGUAAUGGCAUAUGUGGCUUACCAACAGCCGAAGAUUGAGACGGUAUGUAAGUGUAUGACACUAACCACAGCACUGGUAUUAUAAAACAGUACUUUAUAACACGCCUCAUAUUUUUAGACAUAAAAUUCAAGUUACUUGGUAUUUUAAUUGUUUUUUAAUAUUAUGUUUGUAAUAUUUAGAAUUGUAAAUUGUAAGAAUUUAUUAUAAUAAAAAUGUUUAUAAAA